Phoenix dactylifera (date palm) is the source of this 1795-nucleotide messenger RNA. NCBI's taxonomy places the organism in Eukaryota, Viridiplantae, Streptophyta, Magnoliopsida, Arecales, Arecaceae. The record is from RefSeq and is a predicted model, not a curated record.
CACUUUCAUCUUGCCGGCCGAGGGGAAAUGAAUGUGACUCUUGGAAUUCCACGCUUACAAGAAAUCCUGAUGACAGCAUCAGUAGAUAUUCGUACUCCUGUUAUGACAUGUCCGUUGCAUGAUGGAAGGACCAGGGAGGAUGCUGAACGGCUGGCUUCAAAGUUAAGGAGGGUCUGUUUGGCAGACAUUGUAGAGAGUAUGGAGGUCUGCAGUGUGCCAUUCUGCAUUCAUGGGAAUGAGGUGUCGACAAUUUAUAAGCUGAAGAUGAACCUUUACCCACCUGAGCUUUACCCUCCGCAUUCAAGCUUAACCUUAGAAGAUUGCAUGAUAACCUUACGAACAGACUUUAUUGGUGCUAUGGAAGAUGCAAUAGCGAAACACUUGGACAUGAUAUGCAAGAUCAGUGACAUCAGUUCUGUUACCGCAAAGAAGAAAGUAACUUGGCAGAAGGGACAGAUGAAGAUGAACAUGGAAGCAAAUCCACUCACGGGGAGGACAAGGAUAAUAGCAGUGGCUUUGAUGGUGUUGAUGAUGAUGAUGGAAUCAAUGAAGAUGAAGGAAUGGAUGCUGAAAAGAGGAAAAAACGAGCUAGUGAUGAAAUGGAGUAUGAGGAUGGUAUCGAAAAAGAGAGCUCUGCCAAAGCAGAUGAGCAUGAUGGAGAGACCCCAAUCUGGAUUUGAAAGUGAAAUUGAUCAGGUUGAGGCUGAUGAGGACUAUACAGUGGGAGGAGAUCACAGCAUGGAAGUUGAAGAUCCUAGCUUGGAGGUUGAGGAGGAAAUACCUGAAAGCCCAUCUAAAGCUGAGCCUACUCCUACGUUGGAGGAUGGCAAGAAGCAGCAGAAACUGGCGGACAGCAAGGAAUCAAAAUCAGAAUCCAAUAAGACGACGACCAAGCCAAGGAAGAAAAAGAUUAAUAGAACCAUCUUUGUGGAUGCAAAGGGUUUGAACUUUGAGGUUCACUACAUUUUUAAGAAGGAGCCUCGCAUUUUACUGGCUGAGGUUGCUCAGAAGGCUGCCAAGUCUGUCUAUGUUAAGGAGUCUAAGAACAUUGAAUUGUGCUCGGUGACUGAGCCAAAAAAGGAUGAGCCCCUCUCACUUCAGACUGCAGGAGUGAACUUCCAAGCAUUUUGGGACUUGGAAGAUCACUUGGAUAUUAAUAAAAUAACCUCAAAUGAUAUACAUGCAAUGCUAAACACAUAUGGUGUAGAAGCAGCCAGAGCUACCAUUAUAAAAGAGGUGAAGGGUGUGUUUGAUGCAUAUGGCAUACGCGUAAAUAUCCGUCACCUGAUGCUGAUUGCAGACUUCAUGACCUUCCAUGGUGGGUAUCGGCCGAUGAACAGGAUCGGGAUGACCGAUUUCAACACCUCACCUUUUGGCAAGAUGACUUUCGAGACAGCAACCAAGUUCAUUGUUGGAUCCGCUUUCCAUGGGGAGGUGGAUACCUUAGAUGCCCCUUCAGCUAGUGUCUGCCUUGGCCAGCCAGUGAAGAUGGGGACCGGAUGUUUUGACUUGAUGCAAAAUCUGCAGCUCUGAUGAAUGAAUAGAUGGAUAUGGUUUUGCAUUUAUGUAUUAUUUCAUAGAUGUAUAUCGCAUUCAUGUCUUUAUUUAUAAUUUUUUUUGGUAACUUAUUCAUUUUCUUGUAUGGUGCAUCUAUCUCUGUUACAUUGCUUAAUCAUAGCUUAUUUCUAAGAGUGAAAAAGGAUGUACUGUAUGGGUAUUCAAGCUAAUUGUAUAUUUUGUUUGUAGAAAUACAGGUCGUACACUAAUUAAAUGAUCUAUCAAGUUCUUUCUUUAA